ACACUUUUAUCAUAAUAACUAGAAAAAGACACAGAAACACGAGAAAUCUGUAAAUAUUAAACAUAGAAGUAUUUUCUUUAGAGAAAUAACAUAUAUGCUGUCUGAGUUGUAUAUGCAUGCUGCAACAUGCAACUCUUCCUCAACCUCUGUUGUCUGCAGUAACUAGUAAAAGAAAAUAUUCAGAAAAAAGAGUUGAUCAGCAAAAGCACUGUGUCUACGUCAACCCGUGUCCACAGGCAGUUUACAGAGGUUUUACAUAGGAUCUCCGGUGGAUUUCAUGUUUUACAGAGACUCUAAGACUAGGUCAGUGACUGAACUAUACAGUACUUUUAGAAUAAGUUGGGAAUUUGGGGGACAAAUUUGCACUGGUGAUCAUCCUCCAAUGCUGUUGUUGUUAAAUGCAAUAAUAUCCUCACAGCAAUGCCCCAAAAAUCUUGUGAAAAGCAUUCAUUUGAUAGUAUUCUUGAUUUCAGAAGAAGUGUUGAGCAGCAGUCUCGAUCCAUUUUGUGCAGUGAGGUUGUGCAGUUAUGAUUUAGAAUAAGUUGUGAUUUUUCAUCAAACUUUUUGUAGAGUGUGUGUGUGUGUAUAUGUGUGUAUGUGGUUGUGUGUGUGUAAUUUCUGAUUUCCUGUCUGAAUGAAUCAGGCCUGCACUGGCCCUUGAUUGCCCCUUUUCGAUCCAUGCCAGUAUCCAUGGAAAUCAAUUUACAAAAACCACGCUUUCAACUUACUGUGUGUGUGUGUGUGUGUGUGUGUGUGUGAGAGUGAGUGAGUGUGUGUGUGUUGGCCUGAAGGGGGCUUUGGUUGUCAUCGAAACCUUCUGGUCUUUUGAUUGACACUACAAAGUGAGUGGUCUCUAUUCAACUUGCAGCAAGAGCAAAAAUACAGCAUAAUCAGGUGUGUGUGAGUGUGUGUGUGUGUGUGAGCGUGAAACUGUUUAUGCUCGGGCUUUUGUGUGUGUGUAAUAAAGACAAGUGCUGUCUGAAUUAUUAACAAGGUGGCUGUGUGUUUGUCAGAGAGAGAGAAUAAAAAGAGAUAGAGCAAAAGAGAGAGCAAGAUAGAGAGAACGGGAAGGAAGAGAGAGUGAUGAGAGAAAAAAGGGAAGAAUGAGAAAAAGAAAGAGAGAGAGAAUAAGGGAAGGAAGAAAGCGAUAGAGAGAGAAAAAAAGAGAAUGAUGAAGAAAGGGAAAAUAGAAAAAAAAGAGAGAGAAUGUGUAUAUAGGAAUAUAUAUGAAAAUAGGAGAGACAAAAAUAUAAGGGAAAAAAGAGAAUGAGAGAGGGGAGAGUGAGACAAAAUGAGUGGAGAAAGAAGUGAAUGAUGAAGAAAGAGAGACAGAAAGAGAAAAUAAAGAAAAUAAGAAAGCUAGAAACAGAACGAGAGAGGUGGGAGAGAGAGAGAGAGAGAGCAAGAGAGCUGAAACAUGGAAAGAAAGAGAAGGAAGAGAGAGCAAUAGAGAAAGAAAGAGGGAAGAACAGAGAGAUAAAGAGAUGGGAAAAGAGAGAGCGAUAUAGAGAAAGAGAGGGAAGAGAGAGUUAUAGAAUAAGAAAAAGAGGGAAGAAAGAGAGUGAGAAAAAAAGAGUACAAAAGAAAGAACAAGAGAAUAAAGUGUAUGAUAAAAAAGAGAGACAGAAAGAAUAGAUAAUAAGAAAAAGCAAAAGAGAAUGAGGGAGCAGAAGGAUAGAUUAGAAAGGAAAAAUACAACAAGAGUUAAAGAAAAGAAAGAGAGAAACAGAACAAAAAAGAUGGGGAAAGAGGGCAAAAAAGAGAAAAGUGAGUAGAGAGAGAACAAGUAUGAAAGAGGGAGGAGAGAAAAAGAGAAUGAGGGAGUAGAGAAAGAGAACAAGGGAGAAAAAGAAUAUAGUAAGAGAGAGGGAGGGAGGGGAGAGAAAGAGGGAGGGAGGUUACAGUGAGAAAGAGAGAGUGGGUGGAGAGAGAGAGAGAGAGAGAGAAGAUCAGUGUUGCUUGCUGUUGCUGUUCACACUUUCUCUGAUCAAGAUGCCUCGCAGAAUCUGGAAACAAGAGCUGCUGACCAUCUCCAAUGUGCCUCUGGGAGAAUGUCCACCCUCACCCCCCCGCACUGCACCACCCACAAUGAAGUCUGCCGAGUUCUUUGACAUGCUGGAGAGGAUGCAGAUUCCUAAAACUGAGGAGACUAAGAAGCACAAGGAUGACUACAUCCCUUACCCCAGGAUAGAAGACGUGCUGGAGAAAGGUGGUCCGUUCCCUCAGGUGAUCCUGCCUCAGUUUGGGGGUUACUGGAUCGAGGAUGCCGAGGCUCCGGUGGGUACCCCCACCUCCUCAGACAGCAGCUUCUGUGAGGAAGAGGAGGCUGAGGUCUUGGGUCCUGGGGGAGGAGGAGGAGGAUUCGGCUAUCGGCUGGAGAGCAACAGCACAGCGCGAGCUUACCGCAAACACUUUCUGGGCAGGGAGCACAUGAACUAUUACUGUACAGGCAGUAGUCUGGGGAACCUCAUCAUGUCUUUAAAGCACGAGGAGUGUGAGGGGCAGGAAUUCCUUCGUAUAAUGCUCAGGUCAAAGACGAAGACGCUUCAUGACAGAAUCCCACUGGAGGGGCUUCCUCAGCUGCCCAGUGUGCCUCAGAUAGCCAAGCUGCUCUGCGAUGAUGUCACGGGUCUUAAGUUCAAUCCGGUUCUCUACCCUAGGGGCUCGCAUCUAAUAGUCAGCUUUGACGAGCACGAAGUCAACAAUACCUUCAAGUUUGGGAUGAUUUAUCAGAAGUUUGGGCAGACGUCAGAAGAAGAGUUGUUUGGAAAUAACGAAGAGACGCCAGCAUUUGCGGAGUUCCUCAGUGUGCUGGGAGAUACCAUCGAGCUCCAGGACUUUAAAGGGUUCCGGGGGGGUCUGGACGUUUCUCACGGGCAGACGGGGUCUCAGUCUGUCUACACCGUGUUCCGCAACAGAGAAAUCAUGUUCCACGUCUCUACUAAACUGCCCUUCACUGAAGGAGAUGUACAGCAGCUGCAGAGGAAGAGGCACAUUGGGAAUGACAUUGUGGCCGCGGUCUUCCAGGAAGAGCCCACGCCGUUUGUUCCAGACAUGAUCGCCUCCAACUUCCUCCACGCUUAUGUGCUGGUGCAGGCAGAAAACCCCUGCACCGAACACACCACCUACAAGGUUUCUGUCACAGCCCGGGAGGACGUGCCCCCGUUCGGCCCACCGCUGCCCAACCCGGCGGUCUUUAAGAAGGGUCCUGAGUUCCGAGAGUUCCUGCUGACAAAACUUAUCAAUGCUGAAAAUGCCUGUUACAAAUCUGACAAGUUCGCCAAGCUGGAGGGUAGGACGCGAGCAGCACUGCUUGAUAACCUGCAUGAUGAGCUACACAGACAGACCCAGGCCACGUUAGGCUUAGGCUCAGUUACAGAUGAAGAUAAGCUGGAGAACGGAGGCCACGGAGGCCUGCUGGAGUCUUUUAAGAGGGCCAUGCGGGUGAGGAGUCACUCCAUGGAGACGAUGGUGGGCUCUCACAAACACAAGCCUGCAGGAGGGGGAGGAGUUCCAUCCAGUGUGAGUGGAGGAGUGCUCCCCCAGAGCAGCACUGAGUGCACCAAGAGCACCUUCACGCCUCCAGUUCUUUCGGCCAAGUCUCCUCUGAAGAGUCCGGUGAAACGGCGCUCAGGCCUUUUUCCCAGACUGCACUCCAGCACAGAGAGCCCCACUGAGAGACAUUCAUCCCGCAGUGAGCAGAAAUCAGUGGACAUUAUCUCACACUCGCAGGAAGGCCGAUCAGAGACAUCGUCCAACCCAAGCUCACCAGAGAUCUGUCCAAACAAAGAAAGGCCGUUUGUGAAGCUGAAGGAGUGCGGCGGCAGGGCCAACAUCUCUCGCUCGUCCUCCAGCACCAGCAGCUUCAGCAGCACCGCCGGAGAGGGAGACGGCCUGGAGGAGCUGGACACGAGCAGUCACCCCAGUUUGGCCUCGCCCGUGGUGUUCAGCCCCUCCCUCAGCUUGGAGAGCCAGAACUCUGCAACCCCCUUCAUAAUGUGCCGCAGUUCUACUGAUGGGAAAAGUAAAACUUCACCUCGGUCAAACCUGAAGUUCCGUUUCGACAAGCUGAGCCACUCUUCAACAGGGCAUUAAGAGAGAAUGGAGUGACUGCAGCGAGAGCAGGCAGUGUAGCUUAUUCAGAGCCAAGGGACUUUCUGCUCAUUUUAAAGGAAAGACGGGACCAUCUGCUGUAUGCACCUCAACCACCUUCAUCACUGCUCAGCACCUCAACCACCUUCAUCACUGCUCAGCACCACAACCGCCAUGAUGAACUGCUCAACUUCACGCCUACCAAGCCGAGACGGACACGGAUACGGGAGCCGCGGAAAAGCUUAAGAGUCUUAAUGGAUCAUACAGCCGCUAAAACUGGACUAUUUCUACAACUCUUCUGCUGUACAAACCUGUGAAAGCUUCUAUAUUCAACGUUUAACGGCACAGUCGCUCUGAUAAUGCUGCUUCUCAUCUAACAGGUAGCGUAGAAGAGACCUUCUGACCUUCUGCAAGGAAGGAAAACACUUGAUCAGAUAAUCAAGACUCCAGUUGUCUUUUUUCCUCUGUUUUUUUUUUUUGUUGCUCUAUAGUCGAGGUUAUCAGCUGCAUUCUGGUAAGGAUAGUAAGGAAGCAGUUGGUUGGUUUGAGAGGGUUUAAGCGAGAGAUGGAUGAAAAGAGAAAGGAAGCAUGAGAUGCUGUUUAUACAUUCAUUUUAUUUUAUUUUUUGUAAUUACUGUGAGCUUUAUAUAUUGUUUGGUAGUUUUUGGUACCAUUCACUGCCCUUAUUGCCAUGUUCUCAGUAAGUGCUGACUGAUCCACACGGUACAGUACUCAAUAUUACAGCAUAUAUUUACAGCUCAAUCUAUAGGAAGCCAUAGAGCACAAUGGUACAGAAUGUAUUCACAUUUAUUCAACAGUCUAGCACUCUGUCUGUGUGGGGAUUUGUGUGUAGAUGCUGCUUACUGGCCAAAAAAGUGCCAAAGUCUUUAGGCUUCAGGAUGCUAGUUUAAUAGCAUUGCUAGUUUGCAGUCUUCUCUAGAUCACUAGCACACUUCACACUGCAUCAGCAGCUUUAUAGUUACUGUAUACACUCUGUGACCAAUUUACUCAUGAAUGCUUUGUUUUGAACAGUUGUUGCAAGAUUGGAGAGGCUUGGGUACAAAUCCAGUUUAGGGGUGGAAGAAGUACGGACAUUAUUAAGUAAUGGUACUUUUAAAAAGUAAAAGUAAAAAAUAAAGUAAAAGUACUUUUAAGGCCCAAUCCCAUUUCUCUUUUGUACCCCUAUUCCUUGUUUUCAAAUGUAACGCCUCCCUUUAGAACAGCAUUAAAAGUGUGAAAGGGGUGAAAUCCUCCUUCUAAGAAUUGGGACAGUCCUUCAAGAACCUAAUACAGAUAAAGCUAUAGCCGUGGAGAGCUAAAGUUCAGCAACAUAGCUGCUGGUUAACUACCGUAUUUUUUGCACUAAAAGGCGCACCAGAUUAUAAGGUGCAUUAUCAAUGAACGUCUAUUUUCUGGUCUAUUUUUAUACAUCAGGCGCACCGGAUUAUAAAAAGAAUUUUUAACAACUAGUAAGGAACAGUGGUGUCGCCAUGUUUUCCUUCUAAUUAAUAAUAAUAAUAAUAAUAAUAAUAAUUGUACAUUUUAUUUGUAAUGCACUUUACAUUUAAAACAAAUCUCAAAGUGCUACAUCGCAGAAUUAGCUAACUAAGUAAACAAAACUGUAAUUCUUAAAAAAAAGACUUUCUUUCUAAAGUCAAACAAGUGCUGGAUGUUAAUCUACAAAGAUUUCUUUCCUGUAAACUGUUUAUUUGGGUGAUUGAAGCGCUUCCAUUUAUUUACAGUGAGCUUAGAUUCCCACAUUUCUUCAGCAUUAAGGCUAAAGCAUUAGCAUUAAUGGCUAACCGCUAGCCAUUAGUGGAUAAUGUCGCCUGACAGUGCUACACUGAGGAACCCAGAGGGCUCCAGUAAGUCAGGGCUUGUUUUAACACGGUAAACGUGCAGGCUACACUCCGAUAUACUCACCUCUGAAUAGUAAAAAACGCUAGCAACGUUAGCGGUUAAUGCUAACGCUGCUCCAGCAAUGCUAGCUGUAGUUAUCGGCAAGCUACAGGUCAAAAAGUCUCACCUCUGAAUGAUGAAAGACCUAGAGCUUAGCAAAGUUAGCAGUCAAUGCUAAUGCUGCUUAAGCAGUGCUAGCCAGAGUUGGCUGUAUAAAGCUGUACUUCAGAGGAGUGGCUUUAAUGCUUCUUAAUACCUGUCUGAUAAAAUUGUUACAUAAGGUGCACCGGAUUAUAAGACGAUUUUUGGGAAAAUUAAAGGAUUUUAGGUGUGCCUUAUAGUGCAAAAAAAUACAGUAGUUAACUUUAGGGCAUGGUAUGUCUUCAGGAAAGGGGCAGGUGAUGCAGCAAUUCAUUAUUAUUGCCCAUUCCUUAAUUCCUCUGGGAGAUGAGGAGCUGAAAUUAACUUUUAUUAGCCUUUAUUUGAUUACAUUUUUCCAUUCCACCUUAAAUGCUGCAGCCUCUGCCAUAUGUUGCACUAUUUAAGGUGGAAAAGGAAAGUUAGCUAGCUAGCUAGUUACUGAAACAAACUACUAGCAAUUUUUAAUGCUGGUUAUGAAGUAAAUGGCCAUAAAACAUUAAAACUACAUAUUAAACUAUGCUAAUAUGGAUGUUUUCAUAAUUUGUGCCAUCUUGCCAGUGAUUCUUAUAGCCCUCUGAUUUGAUUGAGCCUCUGAAAAAUCCCUGGUUGAAGGGUCAUGGGUUGUAGGGGUAGGGCCAAGUGGUAAAAUGGGAUUGGGCCUAAAUCUUGCUUUUGACAAGAUUUAGGUGAAUCUGUGGCUUGUUCUUUAUAUUGUUUCUCAAUUGUGUCAUGAUGAAUGGACCAAUAGAAAUGCUCCAAAAUGACUUAAUAAUAUAAAUAUAAAAUCUGUAAAAAAUAAAGUCGAUAAAUAAUAAUAAUAAUAAUAAUAAUAAUAAUAAUAAUAAUAAUAAUACAAUUAAAGUAUAAUUCUAUCAGCAUUUUUUGGUUCUCCCUAAAGAACCAAGUUUUUAUGGAAAUGUAGGGAAUACUUUACAACAAGGGUACAUUACAUCAAUUAAAAGGAGAAGGAAUAAAUACAUUCUUUUCUACCAAAGAAAGUCUAUGUAUUUUUUUUAUGAGAAAUUAGAGUAUUUCUAUUAAACUAUUCAUUAUAUUGACACAUUUGACACAUUUACUGACAUAAACGUAAAAAAAAAACAGUUGGAACAUUCAUAGACCCCACCUCAUGAUAAUGUGUCUCUAAUAACUGUGUAAUUACAUGUUAACAAUACAUGUAAUAACAUUGAAGUAUGCAUUGCUAGAGCAUUAUUACAGUUGCACAGGUUAUAUAUAUAAUUCCACACAUAAUUACACAGUGUCUGUUAGAAAUAGCAGAAUAUUUUGUCCAUCUUCUUAUGAUCAAAUCUUAAUUCUAUUUUUAUAGCAUUCAAAAACAGCACUCUCACAGCCCUAAUUACAUAACCUGUAUAGAUGUAAUACAUCUGCAUCAAUGCUUAUUUUACGGGUAGUUACAGUUACUGGUUAUUACAUAGAUUGUUGAUGUGUAACUACACAUUUAUUACAGAGACUUAUAUAAAGUGUGACCUAUUCAUAUUUUAAAAACAUUAAAUUAAAAUAUGUCAAAAAUAGAGAUACACAAAUCCAACUCCGUGGCUUACAAAGUACUGAGAAAUAGUGAGAAUAUUAUAUAGAAUAAAAAAAGAAAGUUAAAAUGGGCUCAGAGUGGUCCAGUUCGAAUCCUGUUCAUGUAGCUUGCCAUCGGCUACCGGAGCUCUGAGAGAGCGCAAUUGGACUUGCUCUCUCUCCUCUUUAUUCCAAAAGGUGAUGUCAAUCAGCACAAAACAUCUGUGAGCUGAUGUAUCAGAACCGAGUCGCUGCGCUUUCCUCAGAGAGCGCUGUGAUGCUACUUGGAGAUGCUACAUCAGCAGCAGUUUGUAAAAAGGGGCGGAGUCUGACUUCACAUGUAUCAGAGUAGGCAUGUGCUAGUCUUCACCCUUCUGGUGUUGGGGCAUCACUAGUGAUAAGGGUAAUUGGUCAUGUAAAUUGGGGAAAAUUGGAGAAAAUGCGAUACAAAUUUGAAAAAAAAAAAAAAUAUAAAAAAAGCUAACAGUUUAAUGACAUUAAAAAUUGUAUGCAUCAUUUACCUUCAGUUCAUUCAGUGAGUGGUUACAAUAGGUAAUCUCCACAUUAUUAUUAUUAUUAUUAUUAUUAUUAUAUUUUUUUUAUUUCUUUUUUCACACUUCCACCAUUCAUUAUUUCAGCAUUACAUUGAACGGAAUUGUACAUAAACAUAAAGCUAUAGUUUCAGAUCCCCCCGAGCGCAUCGUCCAUAUGUAAAUGAAGUGACUUGUGACUGAGUGAGCCACGUUUGUGAUUCAGUUUCCGUUCCAGACUGGGAGAACAUAAUGCACUUUCUGAACUAGUCUGGGAAAUGGGAAGUGUUCAUUGUUUCCCACAAAGGAAAGUGUUGCGUGAUUUUCAGCAGCGACUUGUUGCACUUGUACUGUGCUUUGCUAGGCACCCAAAUGCUUUACUCGUAGUGAGGGGGGGGUUUACCGUCAGUGUGUAGCCCCUCCCCGUCUGAAUGAAGCGCUGUUAGGUGCAGAAUUUGACUAAAAAGUGAUGCUUCGACUAGAGCGUGUGUCCGAGCAGAGAGUGUGUGUGUGUGUGUGUGGGAUAGUCCUGCUGCUGCCCAGGAGCUUGCGUUUGAUUGUGAACAGAGCUGGAGCACCAACGACAGUGUGUUUAUACUGACAUAAUUUAUUGCUUUCAAACCUCGUGUCGAUGUCAUGUAAAAUAAUAAUUAACUGCAGAGUAAAUUCAGAGUUAAAUAACUGAAGAUAAUUUAAGAGACUAUUCAUGUAUAUGUAUAUUUGGUUAUGUAACGUGCCAUUGAGAAUUUAUUAUGAAAUAAAAUGUUGUAUUUUGUGUCAAA
This is a messenger RNA of Astyanax mexicanus (Mexican tetra), 8968 nucleotides long. It is a transcript of the gene rap1gap2a, whose product is annotated as RAP1 GTPase activating protein 2a. The transcript is spliced from 24 exons. The coding region runs from base 1993 to 4095 and encodes 700 amino acids. Gene Ontology annotation, biological process: regulation of small GTPase mediated signal transduction; activation of GTPase activity. NCBI's taxonomy places the organism in Eukaryota, Metazoa, Chordata, Actinopteri, Characiformes, Acestrorhamphidae. Gene Ontology annotation, cellular component: plasma membrane; cytoplasm. The record is from RefSeq and is a predicted model, not a curated record. Gene Ontology annotation, molecular function: GTPase activator activity.